AUGAGCCUUUUGGGGGCUCCAACAGUAUUCGUAUGCGGUCAGGCUGCAAAUAAGUUCAUCUACACCUGUGAUGAUAGCAUACUUGCCAAUCAGCAACCAUCGUCUAUAAGAAGGCUUUGCGGCGAGAGGAAUAUCCUAGAAUUGAGUGGCCAUGAGCACAAGCGUGUUAGAGGAGCUCUUGUAUCGAUUUUAAAGCCUGAAGUGUUGAAGCAAUAUGUUGGUAAGAUGGAUGAAGAAGUCAGAAAGCAUUUCAAGAUUCAUUGGCAUGGAAAGAAGAAGGUUUUGGCAAUGCCAUUGAUGAAGACUCUUACCUUCAACGUUAUGAGCUCACUGAUAUUCGGAAUAGAGCAAAGUGCAAAAAGAGAGAUUCUUGUAGAGCUCUUCCAACAACUGCUGAAGGGUGUUCUUUCUGUACCAAUCAAUUUUCCCUUCACAUGCUUCAACCGUAGCCUCCAAGCUAGAGAAAAAAUCAGAACGAUUGUCAUGGAUCUGAUUCAUGAAAAGAGGGCUGCAAUGGAGGAUCAAAUCACCUCUCCUCAACAAGAUCUUAUCACCACACUGCUUAGUCUCAGAAAUGCGGACUUUUCAGCAGCAUUAUCUGAUGAGGAAAUAGUAGAUAAUGCUAUCCUUAUAAUGAUAGCAGGACAUGACACAACUUCCAUCCUCCUCAGUUUCUUGAUCAAUCUUUUAGCCAAUAAUCCAUCUGUUUAUGCCAGCGUUCUUCAAGAACAAGAGGAGAUUGCCAGGAGUAAGGUCUCCGAGGACCUUUUGACAUGGGAUGAUCUCCAAAGAAUGAGAUACACAUGGAGAGUAGCGACGGAGUCUCUAAGGAUGACGCCUCCAGUGUUUUCCUUCUUCAGGAAGGUCCUAAAAGAUUUUGAAUAUGAAGGAUACCUAAUUCCCAAAGGAUGGCAGGUAAUCUGGGCAGCCUGCAUGACACACAUGGACGAGUGUAUCUUCCCAAAUCCAUCAGAUUUUGAUCCGGGACAUUUUGACAAACAGGCACCAGUUCCUCCAUAUAGUUUCGUGGCAUUCGGAGGAGGAGCUAGAAUAUGUCCUGGAUAUGAAUUUACAAGACUUGAAACUCUGAUAACAAUACAUUACCUAGUGAACAGGUUUACAUGGAAGCUAUGUCACCCAAACAUUUCCUUUUCAAGGGAUCCAUUGCCCAUUUUCAAGGAUGGACUGGAGAUAGAAAUUGAGCCAAAGAUCCCUACCAAAGUCAACUGA
Messenger RNA from Populus nigra (black poplar), 1230 nucleotides. Its product is annotated as cytochrome P450 716B1-like. Gene Ontology annotation, biological process: sterol metabolic process. NCBI's taxonomy places the organism in Eukaryota, Viridiplantae, Streptophyta, Magnoliopsida, Malpighiales, Salicaceae. The transcript is spliced from 4 exons. Bases 1 to 1230 code for a protein of 409 amino acids. Gene Ontology annotation, molecular function: oxidoreductase activity, acting on paired donors, with incorporation or reduction of molecular oxygen; monooxygenase activity; iron ion binding. The record is from RefSeq and is a predicted model, not a curated record.